Molecule: messenger RNA, 2268 nt
Organism: Spirodela intermedia
Lineage: Eukaryota; Viridiplantae; Streptophyta; Magnoliopsida; Alismatales; Araceae
Source: the annotation of a GenBank genome assembly
AUGGCAAGUCUAGCUAGACCCUCCGUCUGUGUGCGCCACCACAGCUUCACGUCGCUGACGAGGUACAUGCUCGCCAGUGUGACCUUCUCCGCUUCGGGUGUAUGUAUCGCCCGAAAAUACUGGUCUAGGUCUCAAAGGAAGUUCUCAAACUCCUUGGCAUUCCUAGCACUGACGAAGACUUUGGGCUCGGGGACCAUGGCCCGAGAUGCUGUGCCGCUCUCCUUUGUUCGAGGAAGUGCGCAUUUCAGGAGGCAUACCUCUCCCACCAGAUAGAGCUUCCACAGAAGCCCUGAUUUCUGACAUAUCAGUGGCGUCGUCCCACAAUGUAGAUGACGGGCCUACAGCCUCCGGCGCUGCUGGCUCCCUUGCAUCUAGCCGUCCCUCCACGGCUCCGAUGUGUGCUUCCAUGGUCUCCAUGGAAGCAAGAAGACGGGCGAUUUGCUCCUCCAGUUGAGCGAUCCUCUACCCACUGGUGCCACUCUCCCUCGCAGUAGAGCGCUCUGAUGCCAUUUUGUCACGGGUGGACUUUCCGGUUCGCCGUUCAACCACCCGAGACCAGACUUGAUCAUUAUUUCGUCAACGCCGAGCAGCCUCCACGUCACCAGUGGAACUCAGUCAACUCUUUGCUCGCUGCCGGCGCUCCGCAGCUACCCCAGCUUCCUCUGAGCACUCCCCACGCUCACACUGAAGCUUCCCCUUUCCUACGAAGGGGACUCGAGCUCUCUCUCGUUCUACAGCUCUUUCCCUUUCUCUCUCUCAGAAUUUCCUCUCCUUCUGUUGUCCCUCAGAGAACCUCCGCAGAGUGAAGUUCUCCUCUUAUUAUAGAGGGAGAGGGGGAUAACCUCCGCCGUAUUAUCCUCCCUCUCUUCCGCCUCUUCGGAGAAGUCCGGAUAAUCCUCCGCCAUAUUAUCCUCCCUCACUUCCGGCCUCUCUCUUCUUCGUACAGCCGACUUCUUCCGUCUGUUCCGGAUCUCUCGUAGAUCCGCCGAGUUUCUGUGUUACCGCGUCUUCCACGUGGCCAGGGCGCCAGCUGCGCAUGUGAGACGCCCGUCCCCAUCCGCGUGCGUCUCAGGUGAUCUCUAUUGAAGAUCAUACAACAGAGCAGGCCGAAUCCUCCGCAGUAUCCCGAAAUGCCCAAAUUAAAGACAAGAAGACUCAAGAAAGGACCAAUAAUAAAACGCCACGAGAAUCGACAUCGACCAAUCACAACUCACAUAACACGCCAAGAAACACGUCAGCAUCCUCUACAACAGCAACUACGCAAUGGCUAUACACAGCAACUGUUCGACGAAAUGCUCGCAGUUAAUCCAGCAAACUGCUCGUAACUGAAAUCAUUAUAAAUAAGACUGUACAAUGCAUAUGAAAUAACAUCGAUCAAGAGUCAAUUCAUUCUUCUUUCUGAAAACGUCUUUCUACCUCCUUCUUUCUUUCUUUCCUCUCUUCUAUCUUCUAUUUCUUUCAUGGUAUCAGAGCACUCUGCCUAACAGCAUCAAGAAGAUCAAUAUGAGCGAUUCAAACAGCAAAGGAAAGACGAUGACUGGAGAAACAUACAAUAUGCCAGUCACACAAGCCACAUCGAUCGGAGCACAAGGACAUACAGGUUUAUCUAUCUCCUUGAAACUCACUCGAGAAAAUUUCUUGUCAUGGCAAACUCUACUUCUAUCUUUGCUGCAUACACAUGAUCUUAUUCAUGUCCUCGAAGAACAAGCUCCUUCCAUUACUAUCAUCAAUGAAAAAAGAAUUGUCAUUCCAAAUUCAGAAUAUAAGAUGUGGUAUAAGAAUGAUCAAGCGGUUUUAACCUUGAUAAAUAACUCUCUCUCCGAGUCAAUUAUCUUCACAGUAGUCGGCAAGAAAACAACAAAAGAAGCAUGAGAAGCACUCAAGAAUAAUUAUGCUAGCAAGUCGAAAUCAAGAAUCAUGAAUCUUCAGGCACGACUUCACAACACCAAGAAAGGCACUCUUCCUCUCGAGACCUACAUCUAAACUAUGCGAAUCAUUGGAGAUGAACUACUUGCUUGUGGACACAAUAUUGAAGACUCAGAUAUGACAUAUGUAAUUUUAAAUGGACAUGAACCUGAAUACAAUACAUUCUAUGCCAGCAUGAAUCCAUAACUUGACAAUCUCAGCUUUGAAGAAGUCGUAUCCAACCUAAAGUCUUAUGAUCUUCACAUCUCAAAACAAACAGAAGAAAAGACUCUAAAAAAAAUUCCACCAUCGGCAAAUCUGUCCCAAUCUGCACAGAAUUGGGACAGAAACAACCAAGGAUGA